This is a messenger RNA of Stegastes partitus (bicolor damselfish), 1829 nucleotides long. It is a transcript of the gene gmpr, whose product is annotated as guanosine monophosphate reductase. The coding region runs from base 176 to 1216 and encodes 346 amino acids. Gene Ontology annotation, molecular function: GMP reductase activity. Lineage: Eukaryota; Metazoa; Chordata; Actinopteri; Pomacentridae. Gene Ontology annotation, biological process: nucleotide metabolic process. The record is from RefSeq and is a predicted model, not a curated record. The transcript has 9 exons. Gene Ontology annotation, cellular component: GMP reductase complex.
CCAGGGCUGGGCUGGGCCCCCUUUUCAUAUAAAUACGCUGGCCGCCUGGAGGUUCGGGUUUGGUGGUUGGGGCUUGGGACCAGCGACCACCACUGCUGCUGCUGUCUUCCUCAGGGGAGUCUCCUCCGCAUACUCACCAUCCUCAUCCUGGUCAUCACUGUUCUGGGUUUCCAAGAUGCCUCGAGUGGAUGCAGACCUCAAGCUGGACUUUAAGGAUGUCCUUUUCAGACCCAAGAGGAGCAGCCUGAAGAGCCGCUCAGAGGUGGAUCUUCAGAGGACCUUUACAUUCCGCAACUCCAAACAGACCUACACUGGCAUCCCCAUCAUCGCUGCCAACAUGGACACCACGGGGACGUUUGAGAUGGCACAAGUCCUCAGCAAACACACCCUGUUCACAGCUAUUCAUAAACACUACUCUGUAGAAGACUGGAAAAACUUUGCUGCUAGUCAUCCAGAAUGUUUAGAGCAUGUAGCGGCUAGCUCAGGAAGCAGCAAUGCAGAUCUGGAGAGGCUGUGUGCCAUCCUGGAGGCCGUGCCUGCCCUCAAGUACAUCUGUCUGGACGUGGCCAACGGCUACUCCGAGUACUUUGUGGAGUUUGUCAAGACGGUCAGAGGAAAGUUCCCCAAACACACCAUCAUGGCCGGUAACGUGGUAACAGGGGAGAUGGUGGAGGAACUCAUCCUGUCUGGGGCUGACAUCAUCAAAGUGGGCAUCGGGCCAGGUUCUGUGUGCACGACAAGAAUCAAGACGGGAGUGGGCUACCCACAGCUCAGUGCUGUGAUAGAGUGUGCAGACUCAGCCCAUGGACUCAAAGGACACAUCAUCUCUGACGGCGGCUGUAGUUGCCCAGGAGAUGUAGCCAAAGCCUUUGGUGCUGGGGCAGAUUUUGUAAUGAUGGGAGGGAUGCUGGCGGGCCACGACCAGUGCUCUGGGGAGGUGAUUGAGAAGAACGGGAAGAAAUACAAACUCUUCUACGGCAUGAGCUCUGACACGGCCAUGAAGAAGUACGUCGGUGGGGUUGCUGAGUACAGGGCGUCCGAGGGGAGGACGGUGGAGGUUCCCUACAGAGGAGACGUGGAAAACACCAUCCGCGACGUGCUGGGAGGACUCCGCUCCACCUGCACCUACGUGGGCGCCGCCAAACUCAAAGAGCUGAGCAGGAGAACCACCUUCAUCCGAGUCACGCAACAGUCCAGCCAAAUGUUCACCCAGUAGGAGGGAAAACACCCCUCAAACAUGUCUCAUGCAGAGUCCUCAUGUGCAGCAGUAGGACUGUGUCCUAACACAUACAUGCACUUCACCUUCAUGAUCACACAACCUGUUUCUCUCAGGAUAUCUGCUCUCACAAAGCCCGCAACUAAAUUAAACCCAAAGUUCAACUUGAAGUCCCCCAGAGGGGUCGCAGCACUCAGCAUUCAACUUAUUCUUACAGCGAGUGCGUUUACAUGCUUACCAAAAUGUACCGUUGUAAUAUACAGGUAUCAUGUUUUUGGAUGUGCAAAAAAUAAUAAUCAUUUAUAACCACCUGGAUGCUUCCUAGUUUUGGGACAGAAGAACACAGAUGUAUCAGAAGUCUUCACAGCAGUUGGGGUGUUUCUAUAUCAACAGCAUAUCAGAACGUGUUGAUGUGAGAUGCAUGUAAACACACUCAGCAUGAGGAAGCUGAAACCAGUGCUAAGAUCAUUAUGGGGAAACUACUGUACUGAGCUGUAUUUUGAAAUGAAUGUGCAAAUGCAAUAUGCAAGAUCCAGAGACUCCUCCCUUUAAGCGUCACUGGAGGACUCAUGUCGCAAUAAACUGCAUGCAGAACCCUCUGCUGACUUCCUCA